AUGGGAGUUGCUGAUUGGCCCGCUGGGAUUUACGCACUGCCGAAACCAAAACGAGGCUGCCCAGGCGCGUCCAGCGUCUGGCAAGAAACCUCGAUAUUUGUCAAUCUUUCAACGACAAACAUUUUACAACCGACACUGUGGAACAAUUCUCAUUUAUCCGGGCAAUCAACGAAUGACACUUUCAAUAUAGACAUAUGCACGAGGACACAGGGAAGUGACGCAGAUGAUGGCGAAACGACUAACAACGCGUGGCCAGCUGGGAAAUAUUGUACAUACUCCAUGUUGUCACCGUCUGUGGCCGUUAACUUCGCUCCAAUAACGAAUAGUACAUCUAGCCCUUACAACCACGGCGUGUUAAACGCGUCGUAUAAUUGCCCACGUGGUUUUACGGAAGGGUCAUUGAUCUGGCCUUUCCCGACGUGGUCAAAAGAGGGUGUUUCAUCUCCUUAUGUAUCACCGUCCCCUAAUUCGACGCAGUCUUACUAUUGCUGCCAAGCGACGGGAGAUACUGAGAAACCCAUCCAACUACCAACAGAGAAGCCGUUUCUGCUGUUUCCCUUUGGCAAUAAAUGUCAGCAAGUCAAGGAUAUGUCAGUGUCGUUGGAAAAGAUUGAAUGGAACUUUAAUAGAAGGUUUUACUCCGGGCCCCAAACAAGAGAAACACUACCGUUCACCGAGGAGGGAAGUAAUAAUAGAACUCAGUUUUACUGUUAUUAUUCAAGGGAAGAGAACAAAGCGAAACCAAUUUCGAAGUACGGUUCUCACUACCGUAUCCUGGACAGUAAUAGUACAGAUACAAAGGACGAUUCGUCAAUAUUAAUGGGAGUACCACCUGACUACCCGCCACCACCUGAUUACACGUACAUCAAAAUUAUAGUGGCCGUGGUAAUCGUGGGAACACCGGGAACGACAUUACUUGUACUUUGCAUACUACGUACAAGAAAUAUACACAUGAGAAAGAAUUUUAGAAAAAGGGAAAGUUACAGGAUGGCGUCUUUCACCUACCAGUCUUCGCUAAGCAUGCGACGUUACUCCAAUUCACCACCAUCUUCGGACGACCAUAAAAGCGAAAAACCAUUGAAAGGACAUAGUUUCAAGUUCCACAAUAACCGUUUGUCGGCCAAUAGUAACAAAAAGAGAUAUGACAUAUGA
Saccoglossus kowalevskii is the source of this 1152-nucleotide messenger RNA. RefSeq lists its product as uncharacterized. The record is from RefSeq and is a predicted model, not a curated record. NCBI's taxonomy places the organism in Eukaryota, Metazoa, Hemichordata, Enteropneusta, Harrimaniidae.